AUGGCGCCCGACGUGCGAUGUAAUUUGUGGCUGUUUUUGCGAAGAAUGAAAGCUUGUAUCGACGAAUUUCAACCAAAUACAAGUCAAGGAAAUUAUUUUGAAAGAUUCUGGAGGAUAACAAGCAAAACAAACACGAAAAUCGAGGUAAGAAAACAGUUUGAAUCUUGCGUGCCGAUCGCCGAUUCGUCUUAAUUAGUCUGCAGCACAUGUUGUUGAAACGCAACGAAUUUCUUCUUGCCUUCGCUUAGCUUUUUGCCUUCAAAUCCUUGCUUAUUUUGAUGAAUUAUAUCAGCAAAUUCAUGUUGAUAAUUCGAUGGAAACCUGAGAAAACAAAGCGUCUUUUUAAAUGUAUCGGUCAAAUCGAAGCUUCAACAUCCCCUCCCCCCGGCCAUUUGACAUCUUUGCCGUCCCGGGGAGGAGGGAAUUUGAUUAUCAGAGUCUUCCAGGGGGUGGGGAAUUUGAUCCCCGUGUGACAGAGGUGGGGAAUUUGAACUGCAUCCACGAUUUCAUGUGAAAUCUCUGACGUGGUGAGCUAUCAUGGGGGACACGGUGUUGAGGAUUUUCGCGGAAAAGAUUGUGCCUUUGUGGCCAAUUGGUUACAAAGAAAUGGGUUAAACAAGCUUUGUGCCGUAUUUGAAGGUAUUUACAUUUUAAUAUUUUUAAUAUUGGAUUCUGGCUUUUAAUAUGAAUAAUACUUUGACCUGCUGCAUCUCAAUGGGAUUUUUUUUAUAGAACGUUUUGUAUGUUGCAUGACAAGAAAGAAAGAAAAUCUGAGCAUUCAGUGACCUUGUAGCAGCGAUUUCCGCCGCUUUGCACAAGAAUUUUGUUCGUAGUCAAUACGCUAACAGUGUAUCUCAGUUUCUGUUAUAUUGAAUGCAAUUUAUUUGCUGUAUUUAUAAAUAUUUUGUUCGACAACUGAAGGCGUUUCUACCGUCCUUCUGUCAUUUAUGUGCCUGUGGAAUGUCCCCAGGGUGGGGGCAUUUGAUCACCUGAACGGACCCUAGUGUGGGGCAUUUGAACGGCAUUUUGGCCCGAGCGGGGGGGAAUUUGAACAGUAAUUUUCAAUAAAGUCAAAUGCCCGGGAGGUUGCCCGGGGGGGGAUGUUGAAGCUUUGGUUUGACCGAUACAUAAAUUUGUAGAAAAUUCCAAGCCGCCCUAUAUUUUCGAACGAUUUUCUGGUUGUUUUGCUUAGAUAUUGAAAAAAACUAUUUGUUACCACCAUGUUACACAAAAAAGACAAAUUUCCUGGCCAAAUGACAUUCUUUUUAAAUUUUGAAACAUUUUUAUGCAGAAAUUUGCCUUGUUAAUUUUUUUUGGCGGAAUAUUAUGAGUUUCCUGAGACGGAAUUUUUUUUUUUUUCUGAAAAUUAAAUUUUUGCUCUUUCCAAUGAAGUGUAGCUUUAUAUGGAACUGCAAAUAACAACAGAGAUAUAAUUUUUUAAAGUUGCAUUGUCAAUAAUACUUUUUAAAAGUUAAUUUGUUAAAAAAAAAUGUGAAAAUGUGGUGGUCUCGUGCUUAAUGAGUUGGAAACUGGAUCUAGCGUGGUGAGUUCUGGUCUUGGCUGUGCUAAAGAGUUGUUUCCUUGCAUAUUAAAGCAACUGUCUUUCCAUAUAGGUUUGUAAUUGGAUACCAACUUUAAUUUUACUAAAACUCAAGCUGUUCAUUCAUAUAAUACAAGACGGUCUAAUGAAAUUUGCUUACCCCUACCCAGAACAAACUGGGGUAAACAAACUUUUAUUUUUCAUGCCGCUAAAAACUGGAACAGCCUUCCAAAUGAUUUAAAAGAGUACAUAAUAUUUUAUCUAUUUUUAAAUCCAAGUUAAAAACUAUUUAAAAGAUCUCAACUAAUUUUAAACCUUGAUAUUUUUUGUAUAAUCAAAUUUAAGAUUUUAAAUUUUUUUAAAGUUUGUUUUAGUUGUAAACAUAUUUUACUUUUUUUGUAAUAAUUAAUUAAUUAGUUAGAUUAAUGCAUGAGGGCCCCACUGAAAACCGCCUUGGCGAGUUGGGCUCCCUCUAUAAAUAUUAUUAGUAUUAUUAUUAUUAUUACCAGUGUCAUACUGCUCUAGGUAACUCUUUUGGGAGUCUUAUCAGCCUGGUGGGGAUUGCGGGGUUUGUUGUAGUUGUUAAGCUUUUGGGUGCCAUGUGCUACUGAAGUCAGAAUAGGCUAUGUUAAUAAUUAUGGACCUUUCUGGCUUGCAGUUUGCCUUGGUUAAAACUUGUUGUUUGCUCAGAUAAUUAAAUGUUAUGUAAGUUGUCGAGGUGUAUUAUCUUUGUAUUUCACAUUACUAGAUUCACCAUAAAUACCUGGCUGCAGAUUUUGAUGAAGAUUUGCGAGCGAUGCUCAGACAAGCAGGUUGUAAGAACGAGAAGAUUGUCUUCAUUUUGGAUGAGUCCAACAUUUUGGAGUCAAGCUUCCUGGAAAGAAUGAACUCUCUUUUGGCGAAUGGAGAGGUAAAAAUAUAUAGAUAUGUAUUACGGAUUGAAAUAUAUGGUAGGGGAUGUUUCAAUGCUCUUCUAUUGUAAAGACCACUGUACACAAUGUCCCUUUGAAUGGGGUCUCUGUUCAAAAAUAAUUAUUUCUAAGUACCUCUCAGUAGCUCUCAUUCCACUUUCAUCUAUAAAUUAAGAACGUGGAACGAUCAUUUAUGGCUUAAUAGAUAGUGAAAGUAUCAUAUGCCACUUAACAUAUAAUUUGUUUAGAAAGUAUUCCCCAAUAUUUCAUCCGUCAGCUUUGUGUAUUUAUUGAAUCUGAUAUGUACUACAAACCUUUCAUAGCUAGUAAAGUUUUGUCCUAAAUGGAUGGAAUACGAUUGUUCAAUAAGCAUUGAUUUCCCAAUAUUCCAAUUUUGUUGUCUGUAAAUUUGGGUUUCAGGAUUGUUUGAAGGCGACAAGUACACCACACUAAUGACACAGUUCCAAGAAGGAUCGUAA
Messenger RNA from Porites evermanni, 2930 nucleotides. The record is from the annotation of a GenBank genome assembly. NCBI's taxonomy places the organism in Eukaryota, Metazoa, Cnidaria, Anthozoa, Scleractinia, Poritidae.